ACGACGACGACAACAACAACAACGACGACGACGACGACAACAACGACGACAACGACGACGACGACGCGAGGCACCCGCGCGAGUCGUAGGUUAUGUCAAGCGGAUUGGCAGGCGCUGUCUCAAACCAGCGGAUGAAAGGACAAACUAGCCAAGUAAGCAAUGGUCCUAAGGAACACCAGCAGCAACAACAGACGGAACAUGCCGCUGGCGAGGAUACUAGCUUUGACUCGUGGCGAGGUGGCAACAAUGCUCAACAUCACUCGAGUUAUCCAAUUGGCACCGGCGAUCCAUAUAGUACGUACUACGCCGGUACCUCUUUUCCUUAUCAGACAUUCGGCGCCGGCGACGGCACGUGGUCAAACGGCACUGAUCCGGUCGCCUUCCUGUCUGGUUACGGUGGUCAAAUAAGCCACGACGCGUAUGGCAUGGACGGCAUGUUCUCCGCGUCAGCCGCCGGCGGCGGUUUCAGCGCGUUUGGUCAACCGCCAUUUAAUUACUUCCACGGCAACGGCGACUUCAGUGCGUGGGGCACUCCGAGAAGGACCAAAUACGAGGACUAUUAUCAACCGCGCGGCAACGAGAGCUAUGCCAGUCCGGCGGCGAGCGGCACCGGUGAGAUUAAGACCAUUGAGCAAGGUGUACAAGGUUUGUCGAUCGGUGGCAGCAGCGGCAGUGGUAGUGGCGGCGCUGGUGAGUUACCGCGGCAGGAUCAGCAACAUGCACAGGCUCCGACGCAGCCAAUCAAACCCGAGCCGAAGGAGCCGAGAAAAAUCACUUGGGCAAGCGUGGCGAGUCAGCCUGCGAAACCUGUGCCACCGCUCUCAUCCUCGCAAGGGAUGAAGAAAAAGGCGGGCAUGCCGCCACCACCAAUCGUGCCGGGCAGGCACAACAUGGACAUCGGGACAUGGGGCGAGGGUAAGUCUUCCGCGCCGCCGCCACCUACGGCACCGCCGCCGCCACAGGUGCAGCCGCCGAUUCCGCCGCCGCCGCCGCCCGUUCAAAGACAGCAACGACCGCAGCAACCACCGCAGCCUUGUAGCGGCAACCUUGUGCAGCCUUGUUGGAACAGGCAGUCGGUCGCGGUAACGACGGCGACGCCGCCGGUCCCACAGUCGCAGACGCAGAUGCAUAUGCCGUCGCAAUCACAGCAGCAUCAUCAGCAACAACAUCAACAUCAUCCACAAUCACAGUCGCAACAGCAACAGCAGCAGCAACAACUUUCUCAGAGCAGUCCAUCCUCGCAUCCGGUCCUCGACGAACUGAAAGGAAAAAACGAUUAUAAUCCUGUAGAAUUUGAUCAAACUGCUCCUGGUGCCCGAUUCUUUGUAAUCAAAUCCUAUUCAGAGGAUGAUAUUCAUCGAUCUAUCAAGUACGAGAUCUGGUGUAGUACCGAGCACGGAAAUAAGCGGCUCGAUCAGGCUUAUCGGGAAGCGAGUCGCGAAGGCGCACCUCUUUAUUUGUUCUUUUCUGUAAAUGGAUCCGGCCAUUUCUGUGGCAUGGCGCAAAUGGUCUCCCCCGUCGAUUAUCAGUGCAACAGUAGUGUCUGGUCGCAAGACAAAUGGAAAGGCCAGUUUCGCGUUCGUUGGAUAUAUGUGAAGGAUGUUCCUAAUGUGCAACUACGACACAUUAAGCUUGAGAACAAUGAGAAUAAGCCGGUUACGAAUUCGCGAGACGCACAAGAAGUACCGCACGCGAAAGGCGUCACGGUAUUGCGUAUCUUGCACACCUAUCGGCACUCCACAAGUAUAUUCGAUGAUUUCGGGCAUUAUGAACGCCGACAGGCCGAAGAGGAUCAGCGCAAAGCGCCGAAUAACGCCAUACAGCAUCAUUCUUCGCAUCAUCCUUCCACUAAUCAUCGAAAUAGGGGACACGCCUCGGACAUGUCCAGAGAUCACCAUCAGCAUGGUCAUCAGUCUCAUAUGCAUCAGCGCAAGGAGCGUGGCGGUCGUGGCGGCAGAGGAGGCUCACGUCAGUAGCGCUGGAUAUCGCAGAGACGUAAUGCCGUUAAUAAGAAUAAUCGACGUAAAGAGAGCACGCUACGACUAAUUAUCACGUCUUACCACUUAUUUUUGCUUUCCCGGAUCCGUGAUGAGGCUUCAUCUGAUUUUCUGUGACCGAACAUUUGUUGUCGACUUCGGUCGCGUUGUUUUUUCGUUAAAAUGGUUAAUCCAAUGAUUAAUGAGAUAACACUAGCGUCGCGUCGACAUCGUCCUAAAAUAAUAUAUGUAAUUUGCGAUUAUUAUAAAGACAAAAAAAAAACAAAAAAAAAAAAACAAAAAGAAAGGAGGAAGAGAAUAAUACACUAUUUCAAAGAAUAUUUGGCUAAACUUGCUGACGAUUAUAAAGCAUAUGAUGUGAUGUUGCGUGCUAUUCAUCGAAAGGUGUUUUUAAACGUACAAAUCAUAAGACGGGACAAAAAAGAUAGGAGAGAGAAAGAGAGUGAAAAAGGAGAAAAAACAAGGAGACGAGGGAGAGGAGGGGAAAUGAGAAUAAGAAACUAUGUGGACUAAUUCUUGUAAAAUGCUUAAACUUUUGUUGAAAAUGAAAAAGAAAUCUAUACGAGAA
Molecule: messenger RNA, 2565 nt
Organism: Pseudomyrmex gracilis
Lineage: Eukaryota; Metazoa; Arthropoda; Insecta; Hymenoptera; Formicidae
Gene: Ythdf
Product: YTH domain-containing family protein 1
Exons: 4
Coding region: 93-1976 (627 amino acids)
Biological process (GO): mRNA destabilization
Cellular component (GO): cytoplasm
Molecular function (GO): N6-methyladenosine-containing RNA reader activity; mRNA binding
Source: RefSeq, a predicted model, not a curated record